GUUCGGGGGAGACAGCCGCGCCGUCCAGGACAGCCUCACGGAUGUCAGGGACCUCGUGUCAACUGGCGGUGCUUUUGCCGCUCUGCUGGCUGACGGAUCGGUCGUGGCCUGGGGCUUCGCCGAGUGCGGAGGUGACAUCUCCGAGAUGCGCGAACAGCUGCAAGGCGUGCGGCAGCUAGCCAGCGAGCAGCCCUGCAACUUCGUGGCCACGCUCUCAAAUGGUGGCACCGUCCGCUGCGGAGCCGACUCUGUACCAGUGGCCCUGUAUUUUGCCGUUCGCAGCCUGUCAGUGACCGCCAGGAGAUGA
Symbiodinium necroappetens is the source of this 307-nucleotide messenger RNA. Lineage: Eukaryota; Dinophyceae; Suessiales; Symbiodiniaceae. The record is from the annotation of a GenBank genome assembly.